Molecule: messenger RNA, 1641 nt
Organism: Gregarina niphandrodes
Lineage: Eukaryota; Apicomplexa; Conoidasida; Eugregarinorida; Gregarinidae
Exons: 1
Coding region: 1-1641 (546 amino acids)
Source: RefSeq, a predicted model, not a curated record
AUGCCUGUUACCACUGAACGUUUGGGGCCUUCCGGAUGGCGGUCAGGGUUUGACCACAGUCCUUCUGGUCCUGAGCUUUCCCCAAAUAACUCCUAUGUGUGGUACGAUCUAGAGACACAUGAAUUUCUCAGUAAAGUCGUCGAUGAACAAGUGUUGAGAAUUUUUCAAGGCUGCGUGCAGAGGGUAGAUUGUGAUGCCUUCGGAGACACCCUAGACUUCCGAUUCCUGUAUGCUGUGGUGGCGGGAGGCCAAAACAUCGCAGCAAUUAAGGAUGACAUCGUCGGCUUAGCCCAUGAGAUAAUGUCCAUUGACCGAGUGCAUCAGCACCUGAACAAGUUUACGGCAGCUGCAGCCAAUUUAUCAGCUGCAGCCAAGACUAAGUCGUCGUCAAGAGCCUGCCCUGAACCCAUUUAUCCACCAUACAGCUUGCCCAUCACCCUCAUAGCCUUAGCCAAGUACAUCACAGAUAUAUUCCCCAGCCAUUUCGGACGCGCACGAAACAUGUGCUCCAUUGACAAGGAGACCCUCAUGAGCACGCCGACACGGCACGACUAUGAUAAUGCCACCGCCAGUCGUCCAUACUCCAUAUCUAAUCUAAUGGAGUCUCCAGGAUACACUCCUCCCAUGGGCCUUCACACUCCUUCUCCCUUCGCCCACAAUGCCACUAUGCCCGUCACAAGCGGGACUUCCAAACGACAUACCCGGCCGUCACAUAACGGACCGUCGCAUAGCGGACCGUCGCAUAGCGGACCGUCGCAUAGCGGUUUAUUGCAGACACCCAGCGGCUUGCGUCAGACCUUGGGCACAGGCCAGCUGGCGAGUGUAAUACACUCAACCAUCCGCACAUCCAAAGUCAGUGGUGGCAGGACUCCUUCCAGUAGUCCUACUCCCAAGUCGUUCAGCACCACCGGACGGUCAUAUCCGUUACCCAACGACCAACUACCCAAAGACCAAACACUCAACGACCAAAUACUCAACGACCAACUCCUCGAUGAAACAACGAGCGACGACGAUGAACAAGACUGCGUUUCACGAUACGGUUUGUCCCCUACGAUGGGGAGCAUGCGCCCGACCGACGUGCCUAAGCGGUGCUCCAUGUUUAGUCCUCUCAGUCGACCGACACUGAGUCCCUCCACCACUCCCAAUCCAUGUCCCUAUCUGACUAGCUCGUCUCUCGACGGCGGACCUGGGCUAGGUCUCGACAGGGCCGGUCUCGAUGGACGUGGCCUCGACAGAACCGGCCUCAACGGACCCGGUUUCGACAGGUCGCGUCUCGACAAAUCGCUCUUGAGCACACCUUCGCUGCCCACUCCGACCUUGAACACCCCGAACAGGAGAUCACUGGUUGUGGAAAGUCCACAGAUGUCAUCCAGAACUGCUAUGCGUUUGUUGACUCCAGACUCAGCAAUCCACACCCCUAGUCCCGGAGAUUUGCUGCCGACCCCGAAACUCGUCAAGUGGGCAGCCAGCCCCGUUACUCCGCCUACGUACACCCCUUCAGUCAUGUCCACGAUCAGUGUCAGAUCGGCUAUGGAGGAUCCCUGCAACGUUCCCGGUAAGCGCAAACCUACAUGUUGUCACCAACAAGUUGUUGUCCGUUCACAGCUUCAUUCCGCCCAGGCGAAAUUGUGCUUUGUUUAG